Messenger RNA from Notodromas monacha, 528 nucleotides. NCBI's taxonomy places the organism in Eukaryota, Metazoa, Arthropoda, Ostracoda, Podocopida, Cyprididae. The record is from the annotation of a GenBank genome assembly.
AUGGCCCUGGUGGGUUGGGUUGGGUUGGGAGCAAUUCUUCCCUUGCCUGGGUUUCGGGACUUUUCUUUUGCAGCCCAGCAGCAACUUGGACUAGAUAAAGAAGGCCGAGGUUUUUGGAGAAAAUCGGGAGCCGUGGGAGGGGCUUGCGGGCCUCCCGUCCCUCCCGCGGACAGUCUCCUCUGGGCGGACAGACCGAGUGUGGCCCGGGUAGGUAGCCGAGGCUCUUCGCGGGAAGCGGGCAGUCGAAGGCGACUUACCGAGCCGGACGGCGGUGGUUCUAGCGCAGUUCUUUUUAGCACUAGGCCUUGUUCCUCGACUUGUUUCCGCGCAAAUCUGGCUGCCGGGGCUGUGGACGGCAUGGAGUCCGUGCAGGAACUCGCCAACGGCUCCACUGCCGAGAUCCCCAACGACCCUGGGAAGAUGUUCGUCGGUGGGCUGAGCUGGCAGACGACGCCCGGUGAGUGGACCAGCGCGUGCUUGAGAACAGUAAUAAACUCGCCCUUGUCCGCGCUCCUGGGAUGGAUGUAG